AAAGAACCAGGUGUUAUAUAUUUAAGUAGAAUACCUACUGGAAUGACUGUUAGAUCUUUUAAAGAAAUAUUGGGAAGAUAUGGUAGAAUAACACAUUGUUAUUUACAACCAGAUGAAAAAACUGUGACCAAGAAAGGCAGGAAAUAUUCUGAAGGAUGGAUUGAAUAUGCAGAUAAGAAGUUAGCUAAAAGAGUUGCUUUAUCCCUAAACUGUCAAAGAGUAGGAUAUAAAAAGAGUAGUAAAUGGUAUGAUGAACUGUGGAACAUGAAAUAUCUCUCUAAAUUUAAAUGGUUUCAUUUGAAUGAACGUCUUGAGUAUGAACACGCUUUACGUGAACAGAAAAUGAGAAAAGAAGUGACACUAGCGAAAAAAGAAGCGAGUUUUCAUACACAAAAUAUUGGAAAGAGUAAGAAAAUGAGAAAAAUGGAGAAAAGAAAAAAGGAA
Molecule: messenger RNA, 444 nt
Organism: Lottia gigantea (owl limpet)
Lineage: Eukaryota; Metazoa; Mollusca; Gastropoda; Lottiidae
Exons: 2
Biological process (GO): endonucleolytic cleavage in 5'-ETS of tricistronic rRNA transcript (SSU-rRNA, 5.8S rRNA, LSU-rRNA); endonucleolytic cleavage to generate mature 5'-end of SSU-rRNA from (SSU-rRNA, 5.8S rRNA, LSU-rRNA); endonucleolytic cleavage in ITS1 to separate SSU-rRNA from 5.8S rRNA and LSU-rRNA from tricistronic rRNA transcript (SSU-rRNA, 5.8S rRNA, LSU-rRNA)
Cellular component (GO): nucleolus
Molecular function (GO): RNA binding
Source: RefSeq, a predicted model, not a curated record